CGCCGAAGCAUCCAGAAGAACAUGGUGUACACGUGUCACCGGGACAAGAACUGCAUUAUCAACAAGGUGACGAGAAACCGCUGUCAGUACUGCCGCCUGCAGAAGUGCUUCGGAGUGGGAAUGUCCAAAGAGUCUGUUCGAAAUGACCGGAAUAAGAAAAAGAAGGAGAGCCCAAAGCCCGAGCUGGCAGAGAGUUACGAGCUGACAGCCGAGCAGGAGAACAUCAUUGAAAAGAUCCGUAAGGCCCAUCAAGAAACCUUCCCCUCCCUCUGCCAGCUUGGCAAAUACACCACGAACUCGAGUGCAGACCACCGUGUGAGGCUGGACCUGGGCCUGUGGGACAAGUUCAGCGAGCUGGCCACUAAGUGCAUUAUCAAGAUCGUGGAAUUUGCCAAACGCGUGCCUGGCUUCACAGCGCUGACCAUUGCCGACCAGAUCACUCUCCUGAAAGCUGCCUGUCUGGACAUUCUGAUCCUGCGCAUCUGUACGAGGUACACCCCUGACCAGGACACCAUGACCUUCUCCGACGGGCUGACCCUCAACCGGACGCAGAUGCACAACGCUGGCUUUGGGCCGCUCACCGACUUGGUGUUCACUUUUGCCAACCAGCUGCUGCCCAUCGAGAUGGACGACACGGAGACAGGCCUCCUCAGCGCCAUCUGUCUCAUCUCUGGAGACCGGCAGGACCUGGAGGAGCCCUCCAAGGUGGACCAGCUCCAGGAGCCGCUCCUAGAAGCCCUGAAGAUCUACGUGAGGAAGCGGCGGCCCAGCAAACCGCACAUGUUCCCCAAAACCCUGAUGAAGAUCACAGACCUGCGCAGCAUCAGCGCUAAAGGAGCAGAGCGGGUCAUCUCUCUGAAGAUGGAGAUCCCGGGUUCCAUGCCGCCGCUCAUCCAGGAGAUGCUGGAGAACUCGGAGGGCCAAGAUGGCCAGAGCAGCAGCAGCAGCAGCAGCAGCAGCACGUCGGCCGAGGCGGGGGCCAGCCCCAGCAGCAAAGGCAGCCCCAACGAGGACGCCGCAGAGUCGCCGGAGUCGGACGCCGAGGGGGCUACGGCCACGCCGCCCAGCGACGAGCCCUAGGAGGCUCUCUCUGACAUCUGACCCUCCAUAACCCCUCUACCGCCACUCCUUUGCUUGGUAUUCCGUUAUCUCUACAUCCUGGUCCUAUUUUUCUCCCCCAUGUCCCCUAAAGUUCCCCUUCCUUAAAAAGAAAACGUGAACACGGAGGCCUCAAAGGAUCAGUGCUUUGUGUAUAAUUCAGAAUUGAGCUCUUAAUUGGAAGGUGUCUCUGGGACAGGAAGGGCGUGGCCCUCGCAAGCCGCCAGAGAUGAUACCCCUCAGGUCUCCUGUGUAAAUUCUUAUCUGCAUGACGGGAGUUGGAGAAGUGGUUUUACUCCUCUUUCUAUGUCCUCAUCUCUUCUCAUUUCUCGUAUUGUUGGCAUACGUGCAUUGUACAUACCAUUGUAUGGUUAGAUCUCUGUUUCUAUGAUGAAUUUUGUGGUGCUUCUUCAUUGUCUUAAAUAUUAUCUUUGAGGCGAUACAUCAAGGUUUAAAGCGGGACUACUUGUAAGUCCUUCAAAAUGUUAUCUAGAAUGUUGUUGCAUAUAGACAUUACGGAAGUCUAAUAUUUUAUAUUUGCUCCUAUAUUUAAAAACGUUUUUUUUUCUCGGUUCAUGUCUCUACAUGAAUGAGUGUACAUCCACGCCGCCAGAAUGCAAAGCUUCUCUCCAUAUCAACAGCCGAGUCUGUUCCACGGUUUCCUCAAAGGAGAGAAGCACGACAGCCGAAGCCUUUGAUACACACUCAUCAGAUUGGCGUCGUCUGGUUAAGUCUCGGUCUCGACGUGAAUCACCGAGACCCGACGAAGGGGAUUAGAUUUCCAACGAGCCGGUCUAUGAAAUCAACUGAGUCAGUUUCCCUCACUGUCACGACCAAUGGGGACGAUGAGGCGGCUGAUAGAUGCCAGAGUGUUCUCCACAGCAGGCUGGGAUCACAUAGGACUCUUUUUGGAUCCAUUUCCCUGUUAUUAACCAUGAUUCAACUCAAACUGUGUUUCACUUUAUUACUAUCAUCUGGUCAGUUGAGAGGUUUAACGCGCCAAAAUCUGUUCCCCCACGGCAUCACGCUUAUAUUUAAGUGUCCAUUCUACGAGGAAGAUGUAGUCUACUUGGUAUUUCUUAAUCUCAUUUCCACCAACAAGAUUUUGUUGAGUGGGAUAGAAGGUCCCAUCGCCAGGGAAACUAAUGUAUGAGAGCAUACGUAGGAAGACAAAUGUUGGCACAGCAACAACUAAACUGAGAUGAAAAUAAAUCCUUGAAACGGACGUCAUGAAGCCACGUUCUCUCUUUCCUGACUGGCACGUUGCCCCCCGCCCCCCGUCUCAGCACUUAGCAGAGAGGAGAUGACAAACAUAUUCUUUGUAAAUCUUUAAAAUCAUUUACCAAAAGAACCAAGAAAGUCCGACUUGUUGCACGAUCCAAGUGUUUUUCAUUGAGUUCUUCAUUUUUAAAACGUGAUAUUUUUGAGUUUCCUGUAGUUUCCUGUAGCGAAGGGACGGUAACACACAGAGCGGACAUGUCAGGCUUUAUCCUAGUAAUGUACUUCCCUCGUUCUUGACUAGAAACAAGGAGUUAACCAGAUAACAAGAUAACCUAAACCCCUGGCGGUUAAGACGAAGGUAAACACCCAAAUUGUUGCUAAAUGCACAGGAAAACUGUCUACAUAACAUGUAGUUUCUUGUAUUUGAAGUGAUGUCCCCAAGUUCUGAGCUCUCAGCAGUUACUUUGACUACAAUGUUAUCAAAUUGAUAGAAAUCAUGGCCAAAACUACAAAAAAAAGACACAUAUUUGAAUUUUUCCAUGUUGCUAUAGGUCACAUGUAACACUCCUUGCACCCUUUAACUUCUUGUUUUCUAUGUGAACUAGCACGUGUUGUAUUUGAGCGUUGAAUCUGACCACAGAUGGCAGCUUUGGCCUUUUGGAAAGAUUGCCAAAAUGUCAACCUAAUGAGUGUGUAUCUGCGGCUAACAGCGUGUGCUACCGACCGGGCUCUACACACACACACACACACACACACACACACACAUGGGCUCUGUUAACGGCCUUAUGAGCAGAGCUCCUCAACCCGCUUUUCUUUCCCUUUUCAAGUGUCUUGUUAGAACCGGUGUAACACGGGGGGCAAUGCAAUCCUUAAGACACACUGAUGACCGGACCACGUGGGUCGGGACGAUUGUACACUACUGUAGAAAGCACACAGUGGGGGAGGGGGGGGCACCAGCCCUCGCCCAACGUUCACUUGACUUGACGGCGGAAGCAUUCAAUGCUGCAGAAGGAGUGUAACUUCACAUUAUGUGAUAAAAAGUCAAAAUGUAAUACAUUUUCACUUCAUUAUGUAAUAAAACAGCGUUUUUUCGCAUUCACAGGCACCAUGUUGCGUGUAAGUUAGGAUAUUACUAUGGAGACCAUGGAGAAAUUGGCUAUAUUUAUUAACUUUUGGUUUUUCUUCAAAUGCCUUUCAAAGCCAUUAGAGAAAAUACAUCAACGUUGGUUGGUUAUUAAAUCAUACGCCAUAUUCGUAUAUAUUCAUUGAAAAAAAUCUUUUACUUUUAAUUAUCUAAUAAUUUAUUACAAAAGGAGAUAUUUUUGAAAUAUUGCGUUCAGGAUUUUAAUUAAAAAAUGCGGAUGUCAUUGCAUAAUGAAGCAAACAUUUAUUACAUUUUAUUGCAUAAUGUGAUUCCUGAUGAUGAAGCUUCUCUUUGGACAGUAGGUCCAGCUGAGCUCUUCACCUGAUGGAAGCAGGCCGAGGCUCUUGACACAUGAUGGCCUGUGAACAAUAAGAAAUCAACUCCAUUAUAUCCUCUUAUUAGACCCAGAUCCUUCACUACCCAGCUGCCCCGGCGGGCCGAACCCGCUCCACUCACCAGUGCCGAUAGCAACGCCGUGACUUCAAUACCAAUUUUUAUGAAAUCCAUGUUAAAGCUCCUACUGCGUGAGUCUCUGUGUGUAAAGUAAAGCGUCGUAACGUCAGACAGCCAAUCACCAACAUUGAUAGAUCUCGGUAGAAGCAUGCUGCAUGCUGAUUGGCUCACUGACGCCGACGGGAUUUCCUCCUAGAUUUCGAUAAGGAGAAAGGUUUUGAACUCGGGACCCAGUUCUAACUCUGACCUGUGAAAUGUAGCAACAUGAAGGGUAACAGCAGACCCUCCACACCCAAGGAGUUAAGCACAAAAGAAAUCCACCACAGAGAUUAGUAAUCCACCACAGAGAUUAGUAAUCCACCACAGAGAUUAGUAAUCCACCACAGAGAUUAGUAAUCCACCACAGAGAUUAGUAAUCCCAAAAAGUUUUGGGAAUGCUGUCACCCGUACUGUACGUCGCGAGCUCUACUGAUGACUCCAUCUUAGUUCAAAAACUAUAUUAGCAGCUUUUAAUACUGGUCAGGGGUUAUAAGCAGAUAUUUGUGCCAGCAGGUAUUGAAUUUGGUUUAUCUGAAUUUGAAUGUUUUGUUAUUUCAAGGUGUAUAUUAAGUUUGGAAUUUGAUUAAAAAUGAAUGUGGAUGGACUUCUGGAUAUACAGGCAUGAAACCGAAUGGAUUAAAACCCAAGUUCAAAUCAUGCUACAGCGCAAAAAGCUUGGAGCAACCCCAUGGAUGAUAGAGUAGAGUAGAGAAUCCCCCCCCCCAUGUAGUCUAAUGACAGGGGUUCGAAUCCAACCUGUGGCCCUUUCUUGUCAGCCCCCACCUUUCUCCCUUUGCUGUCUUCAAGCUAUCCUGACCAUUAAAGGCCAUAAAAACCAAAAUUAUAAAUACAAAAACUAAUUUUACAGUUGAUUCUUCUCCUUGGAAACAGCAGCUGAUAAAUGAUUCAGUUUGAUGACACCAAGUCCCAGAUGUGAGUUCACAACCUGGCACAAAUAUCUUCUACCAGCGCAAAACCAUAGUGAAACUGCUGUGUUGACGUUGCGUAUUUGAUCUGAAACCGGGACAUGAGAAAGCCCUUCGGGGCAGCAAAGGCUUCUGGGUCUCAGCAGCACAUAGGAAAAACCCAUCUGCAUUCCAUCCCUGCUAAGAAAUACAUAUCAUAAGGGAAACCAGAGCUGGUUCAGUUUUUUUUUUUUUUUACGCGUUUGAAUGUGAAUAAUGUCACGGAGUCUGUCAGAAGAAUGAUAUGCAGUGUUAAGGAAUACUUCUAUCUCAAUGGAACAUAGGACAUGCUCUCCCUUGGUUCUCUCUUGCUCUCCUGGUGAGAGAUGAAGGGAGGCAUCUUGGUGUUUCUCUUUUUCUUUUUUUUUUUGUUUCGAGCUGGAAAACCUUCACAGCUGAAGAAUGUCCACAUCCACCCCUGCAGCGCCGGGACAGCCCUGAGGCGCCCGGCCGCAGCGGGGCCUUCUUAUCUGUUCCUCUAGGAAACAACCUCACAAUGCUGAAUUCCUCUUGUUCGUUUCUGUUGAAUGUUGUACCGACGUAACUGUAAUACUCUACUAUCUAGCUCACUGCAGAGAUGUUAUAUAAAUGGCGUGUGCUUUGCAUUCCGAUUGGCAGCUCUGUGGAAACGACGCUCAGUUAUUUGUCCUCUAGAACAUCAACUCACAUCCAAGUGCUGAAAAUAAGGAGGAGGAAACGGAACUUGGUGGACCGAUCCGGGCAUCCGGGUCGGAGUCCGCACAACACGCGCAGAUUUAUAAUUUGGGACGAGAAAGAGGAGACGUGGACCACCUCAGCACCCGAGGGCGUCUACAUGUUCUGUUCCUGUUCCGUGUCUAACAACAGAGCUGCUCCUCCUCAGCCAGGGAGCCAAUCAGCUGUCUUCAAUCAAUCAAACCCAAUCACUCGACAGCUGUUUGGUUAACAGGUUAAUGAACUAGGGUUGGACCGAUAUGGGGUUUGAAAAACUGAUUUUGGAUUUUGGUCUUUUAUUAGCCCAUGUCCCUCAAUCGGCUUUGUCUAUUAGGUUUUAGACAACCACGCUCUGCUGAAAAUAUCUUAAAGCUGCACUCAUCAGUAUUUUCAUAGGAACAAUGACGUAUGUACAGAGAAUUAUCAUCCAUCUCUGCAGUCCUGUGGAACAUUUCAGCCUCUUGGUCUGAGUUUAAAAGCCUGAAAUGUGACUUUUUUUGGUUCAUAAGCACUCUUAUCAACCUAGUUUCCGCCUGUAGACACUCGCUCUUUAGCUGUGUAAAAGCUCUGAACGAGCCACUGCACGGCAGACAAAGUUAACAAUAAGCUAACAAAGCUAGCCGCGCAGUCGCACCAUAGGUGUACAUUUCUCACAAUAAAACAUCCAAACUUAAGUGUUCUCCAUUUAAUUGGCUGACUUCAGUGAAUAAUAGUUAAUAUCGGACUUGAUUCCGAUGUAACCCAUUAGUUGAUACGGAGUUGAGCACGAGGCUGGCGGUUUUCCUUUAGCGUCGUAUUAAGGUGCGCUUGGGCGCCAUUUUAUGACGCUCUGGGUCUGGUCUAACUGGCAUGCGGCACAAAAAAAUGAAAAAGAGGGUGGGGUUACAAAAUGAAUAUUUCAUUGACACGCGCAACAUGACUGUCUAAACAACAAUUAAAACACAAAAAUAUAGCAACACAGGCAUAACAACGCAACAACAGCCCCACAUAUCGGUCUGACCCUACAUACAACACCUCACACAGGAGCCAUGAACCCCCAUAUCAGUCAUAGCAGCAGCUCUGUUGUUGUUGUCCGUCCUGGGGGGGGGGGGAGUUCGCCUGUUUCCCAUCCGUACCAGAGACCCCCACCACCAAUCACAUGCCUCCCAUGUGUUGUAUAGUGGUGUUAACAUGAGACAUGACGAUGGCGUCUUGCUGGGCACGGUGGUGGGAGGGGCAGGGGUUGUUGUGGAUCCCCCCGCCCCCCCCCCAUCAGCCCCUGGAAGACGACCUCAGGAGCUGCUCUGAAGUUUGAGCUUCAAAGCUGUUUCAGCUCUCCAUUUUAAAUAUUGUCUUUGUUUGUACAUUAACAUAUGCUUUUUAUGUUGAUAUACUGUUACACUUUACCAUGAACUGUCCUGGCAAAGUAAUAAAAUAUAUUUAUUUUAAA
This is a messenger RNA of Etheostoma spectabile (orangethroat darter), 7042 nucleotides long. Its product is annotated as retinoic acid receptor beta. Gene Ontology annotation, cellular component: nucleus; transcription regulator complex. The coding region runs from base 22 to 1080 and encodes 352 amino acids. The transcript has 7 exons. Gene Ontology annotation, biological process: cellular response to corticotropin-releasing hormone stimulus; regulation of transcription by RNA polymerase II; retinoic acid receptor signaling pathway. Gene Ontology annotation, molecular function: zinc ion binding; RNA polymerase II cis-regulatory region sequence-specific DNA binding; nuclear receptor activity. The record is from RefSeq and is a predicted model, not a curated record. Lineage: Eukaryota; Metazoa; Chordata; Actinopteri; Perciformes; Percidae.